AAAAGCCAGAGUGAGAGGAAAGUAUUUUUCUCAUGCCGUCUCGUUGGAUUUGUGUGUCAGUCAUUGUGUCCUAGAGUUUGUUUGACUCUACGCUGAGUUUCGCCAGCAAUUUUCCAUUUUUCGCGGGAAAAUCCGGAAGAUCCCACCAAAAAGAGCAUUCAAAUUGCUUUAAGGGCAUUUCCAGGUGCCACAGUGAAGCACAAAAUGAGCAAAAAGGCAUCCCCGAAUCUGUGGGAUAAGAAGAAAACAAUGCAGCUGAUUAGUAAAUACAACGAGACGCCAAUCCUGUGGGAUACAAAUUCCAAGGAUUACCGGAAUCGUGAGCUGCGUGCGAAGUCAUUUGAAGAGCUGGCAAGGAGUAUGAAGCUCUCGAAGCAGGAAGUGCAGAGGAAAUUGCACAAUUUGCGCACACAGUACAAUACGGAAUUGCGAAAGAUUCAAAAGUCCGGAAAACCUGGGGAGGUAAAAUGGGAGUACUACGAUGCCAUCAAGUUCAUCAAUCCAGGUAGCACUCGCCCCUGCUUUGAAGAUAUAAAGCCCAACCACAAUUUGGAUGUAAAUUCCUCAUUUUCAAAUCUCGAGUACCGCGACAUCCCAUCAGUUGCAUCCACAACAGGAGUAUUAGGUAGGGAAGAAGAUGACACAACAAGAGAUCACAUUCUCUUGCUCGAAGGAUAUGACGACCAACCCUCUAGUAGAACAUUUAGGACUCAAGGAAUAUCAUCCCGAGAUGAUCACGAGGAUCAUCAUCAUACUUCUAAACAUCGAGGAAGUUUGGUUGACGCACCUCGAGAUGAUUUGCAAAUUUUUGGUGAUUUCGUUGCAUCUGAACUUCGAAGCCUAAACUCGGAUGAGAAGCGAAAGAAACUUCGUCUGGCAAUUCAGAGAGCAAUUUUGGAUGUCAAUGAACAACCAUAAAUAUUAAUCGCAUAUAUUUUAUAUCAUAAUAACAUGUGGUACAUGAAAUCCACAAUUGAAUACAAUAUUAAUUCAUUA
This is a messenger RNA of Lutzomyia longipalpis, 996 nucleotides long. RefSeq lists its product as uncharacterized. The transcript is spliced from 2 exons. The coding region runs from base 205 to 918 and encodes 237 amino acids. The record is from RefSeq and is a predicted model, not a curated record. Lineage: Eukaryota; Metazoa; Arthropoda; Insecta; Diptera; Psychodidae.